Sitophilus oryzae (rice weevil) is the source of this 10733-nucleotide messenger RNA. RefSeq lists its product as uncharacterized. The coding region runs from base 389 to 8995 and encodes 2868 amino acids. The transcript has 10 exons. The record is from RefSeq and is a predicted model, not a curated record. NCBI's taxonomy places the organism in Eukaryota, Metazoa, Arthropoda, Insecta, Coleoptera, Curculionidae.
UGUAAAUAUGGCGUCUCAGGAGGAAGAUAACAACCUCGAGUGUAUUUCUAAUAUAAACAAAGAACAAGAAAGAUACUACUUUAACGUUUAUAAGGUGAAAAUUUGGAAUUUUCGUGCUUCUAAUUCUAUUAGUUAUUUAAUUCUCGCAUGUUUACUGUGAAAUAAAAGUGUAUAGUUGUAUAUUCGCAUGGCCGCCAUGUUUCGUCGGGUCACCUCCGAAAAAACCGAAGAAUUCCUGUGCCGAAUAUAAUAAUGUUCGAGUGAAAUACAGCUAGUUAACUUGUAGACUGAUAUUAAAUAGUGUCCGGGAUCCCGUGAAUUACCCCUUGCCAAAUUACGACACUUUUUAAUAGUUUUGGAGCUUGUUUGUUUAAUUGCUUGUCCAGAGAUGAGUUCUGUAAAUGAAGAUAUUUGUUAUACGCCUUUCAAAAAGUAUGAUUCAAUUCUCAAUGAUAAGUCAGAAAGUUUUGAAAACAAAGUCCAGUCUCUAAUAGAUGUGUGGAGAAGUAUUUCAGAAUUGAACUUAUCACAAUUUGAUAUUCGAUAUGUUAUACAAAUCAUUGAUUGGGCUAAAUUACAUGCCUUGAAUAUAGUCCUUACAGGAGAAUGGCGAACUAUUCCAGAGGCAGACAAAAAUAUUCUAUUAGACAAUAUUGAAAAAGCCCAGGCUAAUCUGGCAAUUGUUAAUGAUGCUUUUUCAAGCCGCUGUCAAAAGUUAGCCGAUGUAGUAAAAAAACCAUGGGAAGAUCCAGUUUUAACUAAUUUAAUUCAAGAAAGAGAUGUAGAAAUCGGCCCUAAAGAAAUUGAAUUUUUUUGUGUUGAGACAGCAUACCUGGUAUCAGUAAGGCUCAAAAAGUUGUGCGAGAAUCAUUGUGAAGAUCUAGCCCUCAAUCUAGUUUCAAAUUUUUUGAAAUACAAGAAAUUAGCAAUUACCCAAAACUAUAAUUUAAAUGCAACUGAAACUCAGCUAUGGUUUAUUUUUGACAUUUAUGUAGCACUACUCCACAAAUUUCAAGACAAAAACAAGAUUAUUCAACAAUUUGAAGAGCUUCAAUUGGAAGAGGGAGUUUGUCUGAUCAAAAGAUUUGCAAAGAAAAGAGUACAAAUAUCAAAGAUUUGGCGGAAUUGCAACAAAAUUGCUAUUUUUGGCUGUAGAUUUUUUUUAUCCAAGGCUCUAAUGAAAUAUAAUGAGGACCUGAAAGUAUAUCUAAUAGAUUUAUUAAAAACAUAUCUCACACUCUCCAAUACUGACACUCUCUUGCAAGAGUUUGUGGUGUCCAUUAGAAGUAUUACUAACUUAGCAGAUGCUGCUGGUCUUUGUGUUAUGUGCGAAAUCAUACAUAAAGAGGCUGCUAAUGUGCUAAGGCAUUUUGCCAUAGAAAUGUAUAUUCGGGCACUAACAACAGAUAUGAAUGAAUUAGAGCGCUUGAAGCAUGUUAACGAAGAAGACAAAGUUAAGCUCACCACAUCAAGGCUUGCCAAUACGUUCACAAGCCUGGCUGAUCUCUUAAACGAUCACGUGAAGGUAGCCAGGGAAUGUGUUUUAACUGCUUUCAGCCUAGAACCGACUCAAGACAGAUUGAAGAAAAUUGAAGAGUUGGCACGCACAAGUGGAUUUCCAGUAUUAGAUACAGGACAGGAAUGGAAAUGCCGGCUCCAUCCGCCUGCUUUACCAUCCGACGAUAUCGCCUGGACUUGUCCAGAGUGUGGAGAAUGGAUGUGCAAACCAGAACUGAGUGCUCCGCUAAAAAUGAACUUGGCUCUUCACGAGGCGCUCCAAGAGUCCGUUUUGGGCAUUUCAGAAGCCCUGUGCGACGAUCUGGUGGUCUGCUUGUCCAAUCCCCGCUAUCAGAUCCUCAGCUGGUUGCUGUCGUGGAGCGACCUGUACAGGCUUUGCAUUAUGUAUUUGAACGACCCAGAAAAGACCAAGAACUUCGUGACCGAGCUCAAGUUCGUCGACGUCGAUUACUCCUUGUUCGAGCACAUCAAGCGGGAGCCUGUUGACGAAUAUACGGGAAUAGAGAAGGGUUACGAACAGUAUUUGGACCUAAACUUCGUGUCCGAUGAGGAAACGUCUUCAGUUAGCGAAGACUCGAUGUCUCAUGACAAGUACCGGGGCAUGGGCAGUGAUGGUACUGGCGAACCUUAUAUACCUCCGCUCCAGCCCCGGUCUGAUCCGAAUACCCUCAAGAGUCUCAGAAUGUUCCGACCUAAUCUCAAAAGGAAAAAGGAAGAAUCAGAAGUCACUGUUCCCGAGAAACGAGUUACAACACCCGAUUCUGCUGCGUUGACUGUUGGCAACUAUUCCUCUUCCCAAAAUUCCUGCACUUCUUCCGCUUCCGGUGCUUCUAGUAGUAAAAUGUAUGCAGAACCAGCUAAUGCUAAGGCGCCACAAAAUCUCGCAUAUCUUCAGUCGGCUUUCGCCAGUAAUUAUCCCACUCUAACUUCGUCAGUAACUAACCUAAGUAAUUACAACGCUUAUACGUCAGUGUUGUUGGAACCCUCUGGACAGUUCUCAAGCCAAAGCAGCAGUAACAUGGCCAAGUCUUGCUUGGAAUUCGCUUUAAAUAGAAGUACUAAUUUGCGCUGUUAUCCUCCAAAGUUGGAAAAGACUCAUCCGUCAACAACUAGUGCAGUCGAUCAGAGCAACUCUGUUUUUAGCUCUAGCUUGAGCAGCGGCACCUCCACGGAGUACGUGUCAAAUAUUAUUAAAAGCAAUUUGACUUACGGCGUACCCAAAGUGAGCCCCAGUUCUUCUGUAAGUUCACCUGCACAGGGCGCGACAAACAGCUACUCGCUAGAUUUUAGAAAACCGGCGCAGAACCAAAUGCCUCUGAGGGCCGUGAAGAAGCAGAUUCCUCGCCCUGUGAAAACACUGGACGAUGUAAUUAAGGAGGCGGCUGAGGAAAUUGAAUCGGACCUACACAAAUCGAGUACGGAGUCAAAAAACGGAGUAGCUGCCACGUUGCCCCAGCUUGGUGGGCAAGUGGCGAUCAAAGAGCACCAGUUAAUCCAAGUGACGGAAAUAUCGCACAAUCUCCUGACGAAAUCACAGCAGGAAACGUCCUCGCCCAGUGGUACCAAAGGAGAAUGCAAAACGAAGCAGAGAAACAGGCUCAGAAGUGCAGAACGUCGUGGCAAGUCCCCAAACCAGACAGCAGGGACGUACACGCCGGCUCUGGCCAAGCAGUGUGGCACCGCGCCGGAACCGCCAACGCCUAUAUCAAAAGGCCCAACGUUACAACCGGAAAUAUCGAUGGAAGUAACAAAGGGCCGGAUGCCGUUGCAAUACCUGAAAGAUCACUCGCUGCCGCGCGAAAUAGUGAUCCGUUUAGAGGGAAUUCCAGCCAGGCUGCUUUCUCGGUUUCAACUAAACCACGCACUUGGUCCAGCGACAACAUCCGAACGAUUAACCUGCCAAAAGGGACGGUCAUCUACACAAGGGAAGCCUUCGAGCGCGCCUCUUUCUACGACUCGGCCCUUUCCGGACCAGCAAAUUCCACCGGCAAGAAGCCCGACACAUCUGGAAACAUCCGUAAUAAUUCGGCCUUCAAAAACGACGGAAGUUGUGGCCCAGGAAACUGGCGGUCGAGCCUUGAACAGCAGCCAAGCCACGCCGUCGGAUUUGGAACAGACUUGUGCCAGUACGAAUCUAGUCAAAAAUCGGCAAUGUCCGCUCACAAGCAGCGUUCACAAGAACGAGCCAGACUAUGCCAAGCACAAGCGGAUAAGUCGGGAAAGAACUACCUGCACCCCAGCGGAUACCCCGAAAACAACAACCCAAAUAACAGCGGAUUGUGACAAAGAUAAAAGCCAUCUGAUUAUACAAACUAAAGAGAAUCAAAAGACUGAUGAUGAAGGAACUGCGGCUGGCGACGGUUCUAGCAAGACUGUUGUUGCAAGGCACUCUGAGGGUUCGCAGAACAAGACUGACGAUGAAACUGUCGCCGACGGCGUGCUCAUGCCCGACGCCACUUUAGAUUGCCAAGAAUGUAUAGUUACAAGCGAUAACUCGGGUGUAAGUUUGCAGGUUUCUGAAGUAAGGCAAUCAAACAGCAAUAAAGGAAAUAUAAGUUUAUCAGUGGAUAGUGAAAAUGUAAAUACUGAACCGUGCUGUGAUAAUAUAUUUAAUGUUCAAAAUAAUGAAAAUGGACUUUGCGAGAAGAAAGUUGUGGAUAGCAUAGACAAUGAUCCGACUGAUCUUCCCAAUGUUAGAGAAGUUUCGAACUCGGAUCAAGUAGCUCAAAUCAGACGCGCGUAUGUGCCCAACAAUACUCCGAAGAUGAAACAAAUAACGUCUCUUGAUAUUUUACAAAUUUUUCAAAGUCAGCCAGAAUUUAGUUUUUUAGCCCGCGAUAACUAUGGAAAAUACGAACGAGUGAAUGGAAAGAAAAAAAAUGUCGCCAAGAAAGUUAAGAGGUAUGGCAAAAUUUCUACAUUCAAAGAGAGAAAGAAAAGGAAAAAAGGCAGACGAGAACUCUUUAGCUAUGUUCCUCUGUGGCACGAUUAUUCAAGACCUAAGGAAGCCUUUAUAUCAAAGUGGCGAACUGUCUUUCUGCCAGAACAUGUUUCGAAACCUCUACAAAUAUUUGAACCUAUAAAAAAUUCUCGUCAUAGUCGUCAAUUCAUUCUUUCCAGCGACGAUGUUGAGGAUAUGUCCGAAACCGACAAAGAAAAUAUUAAGGUGGCUCCAAAGGAUUUAGACCUUAGCUCUUCCUCUUGCGCCAUAGCAAGCUCUAGCUCAAUAGAAAAAUCCAAAAGUGGCGCAACCUCUUUACUUUCGUCAGCGACAACGAGGAAACACAAAAUUGAGUCAAAUUUAAAGAAAUACAAGAACAGGCACAGACGGAAACAUCAAGGCGUCCCCUGCUUCAAGUUGGAUCAGGAACUUGAUUCCCAGACCGACCAAUCUUCAACGAUUGCCACAAUCUCAGAAGCGCUAUUUGAAUGUCUUCCAGGUUGCACGAAUGGCCCGCCGAGCAGGUUUUUAGAGUAUGGUUUUCGCACGAAGAACUUGUCGGACAGAAUACAGCGCAAGGGUUGCAUCAACAGGGAUGGUUUCAGUUCGCCCGAUGAAAAUUAUCGUCCCUCUAGUGAGCUGCAGUUCAUUCUAGUGAGCGAGGACGAUGACGCGACCCAUUCACAUGCGAGUAGGUUAAAGGGAAUCUUGAAAACCAGACUAAACGAUAACAUAAGCGCGUUUAUAAAAAAGAGCAUCAGUUUUACUAGCACGCCUAAGAUUGUUUUGGUAGAGCCUGAAAAUAAAGACCAAUCUGUUAGGUCUGUGCUACGAAAUGUACCUGGAUUGAACGACUUCUCAGAAGUGAGGCCUGGCAGCACAGUCCAAGUUGUGAACGUCGUUCAAGUUUCUAGCACCAGGGCUUCGACGGUUGCCAAUCAAAAUAUGCAAACCAGCACCCAAGUUAGCCCUCACAUCCAGAGGAUUGGUCAGCCAAAACUGCCCGACCAGAAAUCAGAAUCGGCCUCGGAACAGGCUCAGUCUGCCUCUAGUGUUACACCUGUGAGCGCCCAAAACCCAAAGCCUUCAACGUCUCAGUCCCCCACUCUGAUAAACAUCCUAAACUCCCAAAUUAUGCCAGGCCAAAGAACUGCUGCGGCUGUGAGGCAGGCGCCCUUCAUCAAUAUCCUCUCUCAGCAGAUUAUAAAGCAGCCCAACCAACCAGUGCGCAAACCAACAAAGAUUUUCUCAAACGCCUCGCCAAACACCCCAUCCAACACAUCUGCUCAGCCGGCAACUGUUAUCAAAGUGGAUUCGGACGGAAAUAGCGAACCUGUCCAGCCUGUCAGUGCUAAUGUAAAAAUUGCAAUUACUGCUGCACCAGCCACUGAUACCACUACUGUUGCUACUACCACCCCAAGCCAGGCCGGUACUAUUUUACAGUUUAUCUGUAAAAGUUCGUCCCUUCCAAAAUUUCAACAGGCUUUUGGCAAGACUAUAUAUCAAACUAGUGGCAGUUCUGACGAAGGAAAUGGCGAAACUUCCACGCCAUCGGCAGUAGACAAUGCUGAGCCUACGCAGUCGACUACUAACUUAGAAACGAAAAAAGCCGCGGCUAAAACAGUACCGGCCAAUGUACAGCCUAUCGCUGGGAACGUGAUAUUUCGUGGACAGGUGCCUGUAGGCCAGACAGUGAGUUUAAUCCCACCAGGAAGCAGCACCCGGCAACUUUUUAGGAUCACCGGGUCCACUCACGAGCAAAUCAGCUUGGUCAAAGAAACGGUUAUUCAAAAUAAGAUGAGUGCGCUUCUAGCGGCUGCUCUCCAAGGCAAACCAAAAAUUACGGAGCAGAACGGAGAACUAGUGGAGGAAUAUUCGGCCACUAGAAUCACUUUGUGCCGGCCAGGAACUGUACCUAAUGCGACGAGAAUUGUCAAACCCGUUCAACUUCAAAUACCCGCCAACGUUAUUAAGACGCCACAAACGAAUAUGAGCUCGACGACUUUAGAACAACUGAGGGAGUUUGAUAUGGUGUAUAAACAAGUUAAAGAAAGGAGCAGUAACCCCGCGCAACCGGAAACCACUGCUGUUACCAGUCAAGAAUCGCCCCAGCAGCGAAUUAGCUUUACGUACGUGAAUCAGGUACAAAAAUACACUCACUUGUCCCCUGUGGUGGUAGUGAGCAGUUAUAACCCCAUCCAGCAGUCUGCGUCGCCCGCGCUCAGUGUGCCGUCGCAAAGUACAUCCGCAGAUUGCUUCACUCAGGCCACCUCAGCAACCACUCCUAAGGUUUCUGUCAAGUCGUCUAAAGGCAAGAGCAUUAAAAGCGCCACAACGAAAAGCCCGCCGGCGGCCGUACCUACCACCAUUCAGAAGCCCCAACAGAAGCCGCAAGAAGAUGAACACACCACGCAACGCAUUUUCGAUAUUUUAGCCGAGUACGCCGAACAGUUGAGGAACUCGCCGGAUUUAAACAACAAGCCGGCGCCUAGGCGAAGGUCCAACCCGCCCACGAACCCUAGCUCCACCGCUUCCGGUUCCGCGUCCAGUAAAAAGAAAAAGAAGAAGAGCAAUAACACGAGCAGCAAUUUGGUGGAGACGGAAAGCGAGGAUCUGACGAUGGGCAGCGAGGACAGCUCGGGCGGCAUUGUCCAGCUGUCCAUGACGGACGAGGAACAGUCCCAGUCGGCCAGCAUUACUCCUCCAGAUACGAACUUGGAGCCGGCAUCAUCUAGUAACGCAGCAAGGCCGCUACUCGUCACUGACACGUCUAAUCAGCCACGGAAUGUUAUCAUUGCCGAUUCCAGCGUAGGCGAAGCGUUGAAAAUGCCCAACACGACUCUCAUAAUGCCGGGAAGUUACAUUAUGCCAGUGUCCGUCGUUAAAGGUAGUCAGCAGAUUGCGGUUGUUUCCGGUGGAAGCAAGAUUCUUACGAGCGUCCCGGCGAGGUCGGGCCAAAAUAUGCUGCUCUUUCAAAGUUUCGUGAAUCAGAACAAAAAGCCCGGUGGCAUUUCGGCCGUGAAAUAUUCCACCAUUCAGCCAUUCUCCGGGAUCUCUUCUCGUACGGUCGCAGGCGUAGGCGCUCAGCCGCCAGUCGUCUUGCCUUCCAAUUCCGUUGCCACGGUUACUUUGGGACAACCCAUUACGUUGAAGAAGAUCGAGGAUGGCGAGCGAGCUAACAAUGCCGAGCUUCUCCUGACAAUCUCCCAGCCUAGCGAAGCCAUCAAGAUGGAUAAAUCUCCGGAUAUACCCCAGCCCGACAGCACUAAUCUGUCGAAUGAUGGAAGCGAAACAAAAAUGGACGAAACCCCCCGGUCCGCCGCGCCGUCCAGUGACAGCGUCUUCAGCAGUAUCCAGAAGACUAGUAGCGUAGCCACAUCAGUCAUCGCGUCAGUCAUAAAGAAGGAAGAGGAAAGCAGAUCGGCAGGAAUGGCAGCAGGAACCAUUAAAGGCGAAGAACAGAAGCGGGCGGGAAGAAUCGAGUCAGUAUUGGUAAAUGCGUCUGCUUCGAAUGGCCCUAUGUUGUCCCACACCAAUUCCAGAUACCGAAAACCAUGCGAAGGAGUCGAAUCUACCACUCAGACCGUUAAAGAAUUCAGUCAGAAUAGUGGAAAGGUUCCCACGAAUACAAAGGUGUUUAAAAACAAUGCUAUAUACUAUGCAAUAAGGACGAAAAAAACAACGAGCAAAAAGCUUGACAGUGACCUGCAGAAGCAAGCCGCUAUAGAGAGAGAACUGAGGCUGCAAAAGUCUCUCUCGGAAGAGUGCGAGGACUUGGGCGUGGAUGAGCCAAGCACGAGCGAUUUAUUCCCCGAAGCUGAUUUGCUUUUCGAUUCCAACCACUCACCCUCGUACGAACAGAGUGGCCAGAAAAUCCAAGUAACUGAGGCGAAGGCAAAAGCCAGCAUGAAUCUGUUUAGCGACGACGAAAACUCCAGUCCCAUGCGAAACGAUCUCUUCGAUUAUGUGGAGUACCAGGUGGAGGCAGAUGUAGGUCAAGUAAACGGGGACGGCAGUGUGAACGCAGCUGCCUCUUCAGGCGACGACACGACGCUUGUUCCAAAUUGCGCCACCAUUUCCGAAGUCACUCUUAAUUCGCCUAUUUCGCCCGACUACACUGACACCACGCAUACAGUAAACAAGUAUAAGUAUAAAUACACGAACAGGAAAAAGUGUGAGAAAGGUACCAAGGCUCAGACAGAAAACACUUGGUCCGAAGUAACGAGUUCGGAGGAUAUUCUGCAAGUUCUCCAGGAAGGGACGCCGAUUUCCGUACAAGAAGAAACAGUUGUCGAUGACGGUACCAUACAAGUCCAAACGCUAGUGGAGGAGAAACGGGCUUUGGAAGCAGACCAAACUAAGUGUCCGUUUCAUGGCAUUCCCGACAGAACUUCCAGAAGAACCUCGAGGAAGCCCUGCUCCUGUCUCAAUGGGUCGAAAAGUCCAGGGGCGUCCAAUAUUAAGAAGAGAGUAAAUGCUGGCAAACCACAAGCUCCUAUACCAAAUAAGAAACCUUUGGUAGCCAAGAAAAGGUAGUGCAAGUACUGUGAAAAUACGGAACAGUACUUUCGCUGAUGCACACUUGACCCUUUUAUGUCGAGAAAAGUCAAAUUGGAUUUUUCCCUGUACACAAAUAACAAGGCUUAAGUAAUGGUCUAGCAACUUUGUCUAUUUACUAGAGCAACAAACACGGGAAUACGAUAUUUAUCUAUACUACUACACUACAUACUUAUUUUUUCUUUGGGUCGCCCUCAUGAGUAAGUGGAAUACGGAAAUUCUACAAUACAGGGUGACCCAACGAUCCGAGAAAGCUGUAAAUCAGGCUUCUGAUUUGAGCUAUUCGAUCCAAUCAAUUGAGGUACUUGAACUGAUUAUUCAAUUGUCUAGACACAAACUAAGUCUUAGUAUCGACCCUCUUUAAUGAAAGAAAAUUAAAUGUGCAGAUAACUAUUUUGGCCGCAUAUUUCGUGAAAAUCCUGACAUUUUUUGAUAAGCCCCGUGCUUAUUGCUGUAAAACUUGUUUUGUAAAAAUAUUUUAUAAUUUUAUAGUAAUACAGGGUGGAAAAAUGGGCAUGGGACCCCAAAUCAAUGUAAAUGGUUCUGUAUUUUGUAUCACUUGGAUACAACGUGAAACGUAUGUAAAAUAUGUAUGCAAAUAAUGUUAAAUUCCCUACUGUAUAUAAAUAUUUGCUCAUCUUAUUAGACCAUUAUCUAGGUAUCGUUAUUUCUGAGAAAUGUUAAUAGUUACGUAAACUGGUUAAGAAUUAAGACGCCUUGAUGUAACAUGUGUAAAAGUAUUCAAAAAAACAGUUUGAAUUUUCUCAGCCCUAUGCGUUUUAAAUGACUUCGCAUUUGAGUUGGUUGUAUAGAUAAUUCUUGAAAAGUUUACAGAACUUGACUUUCUAGAAGGGAAAAAAUGUUCUCAGAUAGGAGUGUUAUUUUCCAGUUUUCUUGUUAUUGUUUUAUUGUUAAUUAAAUCCAACUAUGCAGUGAUUGCACUCUAGUACAAAUUAAACAAGUAUGGAAGUGAGAGUUUGUAACACUAAAACCAAUUCGAACUUUUGUAAAAAAUAUUGCUGCGGUUGCAAUCUUUAGUACCUCUAAUUGUAAAUUCCUCUCGUAUAAUUGUAAAUUGUUUAAAAUAAAUGUGCAGUUUGUCGAUGUAUAUAAACAAACCAUUUUAGUUAACUAUUAGGCGUGAUGAGAUAUCAACAGACUUUCAUGUGAGGCGUUAUUUGCUUUUUAGUUGUAAGAAAAUCUAUUAUUGCAAUUUGUGAAUUUUUGUUUUCUUGAAUUUCUAAUUUUAUUUUGUUGUUUAUGUUUAUAUAAGAAAUACAAAUGUAGUGAUAUACUGGCUCCACCGUCGAACUUAACAUUGUAACUGUGUGGAGCAGAAUAGGAGAAUUAUUUAUAAUCGCUAUAACUUUUGUCAAGACCGUGAAUUCGUUCCUAUAAGUGAAAAAACAAUUCAUUUUGCGAAGGUAAAGCCGAAUAUUGUAUGUUUAGGGAAUAUUUAAUCUAAAGCACGUUUUUUAAAAAAACUGCUGGUUGUUAACCAAAAUUAUAAGAUUUUGUUAAAUUUAAGGCCUUUUACUUAAAGUAUUAGAAAUUAAACUUUUUUGAGAUAGGGGUUAAAAACUAAGUAUUAAAAUAAAUUAAGUUACUAGCUCUCCCGUUAUAAAAAUUGCUGUAUUUUCAUCUAAGACCUUUCUUUAUACUCACUCCAUUUUGUGUAAUGUAUGCGAAUUUCAAAUUAUAUUUGUAUAAGACAAAA